Molecule: messenger RNA, 2396 nt
Organism: Papilio machaon (common yellow swallowtail)
Lineage: Eukaryota; Metazoa; Arthropoda; Insecta; Lepidoptera; Papilionidae
Product: serine/arginine repetitive matrix protein 1
Exons: 7
Coding region: 177-2225 (682 amino acids)
Source: RefSeq, a predicted model, not a curated record
ACGUCAAUUGCGCGGCGUUGAGCGCAAAAUAAAAUAAAAAGCAUUUCAACAACAUGAGAUUGGGCGGGAAUAGUAUAACGCCCUUUUUUUAACAUAAAAUACAUAGUUUUGUUUAUUUAAACGACUCUACCAUGUCGUUUACGUAGUAUAUCAAAGUGUUAUUGCAACUUUUUAAGAUGAGUUCAAAGUUUUACAUUUAUGCCAGCGGUCGUUGGCGGGAGGUUGAGAUGGACACUGGCUGUGUGUCGGGAUGGGGUCGUCCCAGCUUCGUGUACGUGCGCGGCGGGCGGUUGGUAGUGGCGCAGCGGCGGCGGGUGCUGCGCGCGCUCAGGUCGCUGGCGGCCGGCCGCGUCUCCGCCGCCAACGAUAGCUUCGUUUUAAGUAAAUAUGUACCUUCUCAAGCACCAACUUUGAAAAUCCAGUGCAAGAGUCAUGUACACCAAGACCAGAAGAUGACCAAAUCAGUUGAUCGUGUUUGUGCACUAUGCAAUGAUGAAAGAUUCAAUAAACUAUUGAAAGAGACCAGCAGUGUGGGUACACAGUGCACCUCCACUGCAGAUGCCAGCAACCAAGUCUCCGACACAAUGGUCUCUCCACAACCUAGCACUAACAAUAAAAAUUCACCUAAAAUAUUACCAUUAAGAAGAAAAGGAAAAUUUAUUAAAACAAAAUCAAGGAAUGUAAAUAAAUCUAGACAAAGAGAUGACAGAGAAACUGCAGAAACAAAUAUGACCAAAGAGCAUGCUACAAAAACAUUAGCAAAUAAAGAUAAUGUAAAUAAAGAACAAGAAUUGACACAGAAUACAAAGAAACAUAGACAAGAAGUAAAAGAAUUAUUGAUAGAAGAAGAUGUAGUAGAGAUUCUAAGACGAUAUCUGAAAAAAAACAACUUGGGAGUUGAUUCAAAGAGGUACGACAUUGAUGAUGCAUACAAGGAACAAGUGUUUUAUAAAAUUAAUCCUCUAGUUGUUGUUGAACAGUGUCCUCAGAUAAAGAGGAUGCUUCAGAACAGAACUAAUGAUGUAUCAGAGAAGGAAUUCAUGACAAGUCUCGGUCUGCAGACAACUGAGGAGCGAGCAUCUACUAAGAGAUACAGAAAACAAAGCACAUCUCAAUCUUCAACACAAUCUUUAAUACAAGAUAAUAAAGAGAAUGAAUUACAGAACACUCGAAGUUUACGUAAACGUACUAAAUGUUCAAAAGAUUCUGAGUUUAAGAAAUAUAAAUCUUCCGAGAAGAAUGAUAAACAACUCAGACCGCAGAAGAUGAGAGAAGUUGUUUUACUGAGCAGUAACAGUGACAGCGACUUCCGGGACUCACAAUUAUCACGAAAAUUACAUGUCGGUCCAAGAGUGAAUGGGUUGCGUGUCACUUCGUCACCUGCAAAGGCACCAAUAGAGGCCAGUAAACCAACUAGCACUAAGGCACCAACUGGUGCCAGAACAAGUGGCACUGCAGCACCCGGCACUAAGUCUGUAGGUGCCAAACGUGUCAGCGGGUGGGAGAGCCGCGUGUACUCGCCGCUGGAGGACCAGGCGAUCAUAUCGUGGGUGCAGGUUGGCGGCCGCGCGCGGCUCGUCAACGGCAACCGGCUCUGGCGCGAGCUGCAGCCGCACCACCUCGCCAGCACCGGCGUCUCGCGGUCGUGGCACUCUCUACGCAACCGCUACCUGCGCUACAUCCUGCCCACGCUGUCGAAUCUCGCGCCCACACCCGUCGCCGUUCAUCUGCGAGCCGCCGCCGCUACAGGUGAAAUAAAGAACCGUAAACAGAAGAAACCGGUCAACAACUCAAUGUUUGCGAUGCCCCGAGUGCGCAGCGCGUUUGCGCCGCGGCGAGCUCGCCUCGCCUCCUCUCACACACCCUCGCCCCCGGCCAGUCCUCCACGCACACCUAGUCCUGUCAAGCGCAAGGCCAUGGCGACCUCCACGAGCACAGCCAGCCCCUCACCCAGCCCCACACCCAGCCCCGUGCCCACCGGUAGCUCCACACCCACAGAAGUCCAGCUACAGAAGAUUCAUAAUGUCUCAGAGAGAUCUAGACUUAGCAAACGUUACUCUGAACUGCGGCGUAGAUUCAAGGACGUGGAGGAGUCGUCGGACGAGGCGCCGCGGGUGCUGCGCCCCCGGCCCUCGCAGGCUCCUCGGCGCUCUAUGCAUGACUCCUCGCGAGUGUUGCGACAGGAGCCCAAGAAGAGGAGACUCUAUAAUCCAGAAGUGAUUUGAUACAAGAAAUGUGUUGUGUUUAGUGAAAUAGUGCUAACUACAUGUGUAGUGGUUCAAUUAUUUAAACAUUCAAACAGUAAAACUAUUUUAUACCAACUCAAGACUAAGUUUUUUAGUUUCUGUUGACAGCCUAAAUUAAGUAAAAAGAAGCAUUUCAAAUUCCGUACACAG